Messenger RNA from Fraxinus pennsylvanica, 1359 nucleotides. Lineage: Eukaryota; Viridiplantae; Streptophyta; Magnoliopsida; Lamiales; Oleaceae. The record is from the annotation of a GenBank genome assembly.
AUGGGAAAUAAAAGUUCAAGUCCUAGGGAUGGGGGGAGUUGGAGGCAAUCUUCAUCAUUCUCAUCCAGUUCGUCAAAUUCGUGGCAACACGAACAUCCUCAAUCAACAAAUUCACAAUACACUCAGAAUUAUCCUGUGCAGCAUCCUUAUCCAGCAGGAUAUCCAGAACCUAAUCAGUACUAUGCUCCUCCUCAAAAUUAUGGGGCUCCUUCCCAAUCACAUGCUUCGCAAAAGAAGCUAGACAGGAGGUAUUCGAGGAUUGCGGACAAUUAUAAUUCAUUAGAGGAGGUGACUGAAGCUCUUUCACGUGCUGGCCUUGAGUCUUCCAACCUAAUUGUUGGUAUUGAUUUCACCAAGAGCAAUGAAUGGACAGGUAAGAGAUCAUAUAAUGGUCGAAGCUUACAUCAUAUUGGAAGUGGUUUAAAUCCCUAUGAACAAGCUAUAUCUAUUAUUGGGAAAACCUUGGCGGAUUUUGAUGAGGAUAACUUGAUCCCCUGUUUUGGAUUUGGAGAUGCAUCAACCCACGAUCAAGAUGUAUUCAGUUUCUAUCCGGACGAGAGAUUUUGCAAAGGAUUUGAAGAUGUUUUAAGUCGUUACAGGCAAAUUGUUCCUAAUCUAAAAUUGGCAGGACCAACAUCAUUUGCACCUAUAAUUGAAAUGGCCAUGACUAUUGUUGAGCAGAGUGGAGGCCAGUACCAUGUUUUGCUUAUUAUUGCUGAUGGACAGGUAACCAGAAGUGUUGAUACUGAAAGCGGUCAGUUAAGUCCACAGGAGCGGCAAACUGUUCAAGCAAUCGUCGAAGCAAGCAAGUUUCCUUUGUCUAUUAUUUUGGUUGGGGUUGGAGAUGGCCCCUGGGAUAUGAUGAAGGAAUUUGAUGAUAACAUUCCUGCUCGUGACUUUGAUAAUUUCCAGUUUGUAAAUUUUGCAGAGAUUAUGUCCAAAAAUGUGCAACAAUCUCGAAGAGAGACAGAGUUUGCUCUUUCAGCAUUGAUGGAAAUUCCAUCCCAAUACAAAGCAACAAUGGAGCUUAAUUUGUUGGGUGGAAGAAAAGGAAAUGCUCCCGAGAGGAUUGCGCUUCCUCCUCCUGUCUAUGGUGCAGCAUCAGGCCACAGUUCGAAAUUCUCAAAUGCAACUAGUUUUCAACAUAGCUCGGGUUCAUAUUAUGACGACAAAAGUUCUGCUGCUCCUCCAUCUGCUCCAAGAUCUACUUAUGACAAUCAGGUUUGUCCCAUUUGCCUUAGUAACCCAAAGGACAUGGCAUUCGGUUGUGGGCAUCAGACGUGUUGUGACUGUGGACAAGACCUUCAGCUUUGUCCAAUUUGCCGAAGUCCAAUCCAAACCAGAAUAAAGCUCUACUAA